CAUUGUGUUUACAAAAAAUUCCGAAAAAUAUGCAUUAGCACAAGUUUUAAAUGAACCAACAUUCACGUUCUAUCAUCACACAGUUUAGUGACAUUGAAGAUUUCAUCUGUUCAUACAUAAUCUUGUAUUACUCUUGUGUAUAAAAUGGCAAUAAUGAUCGAAAGUUGAGUAACACUUACGCAGAUUAAAAUCCGCUCCGGUCUAUGGUAGCAUUUUACGAUCCGGAUUUCGGUCUUUGCUAUUCUGCGAGGAGAAAAGCAACGAGUAGAAAUUUCUUUAAUGCUGUAAUAACUGAAUAGUUCAACAAUUGUGGGUAAAAAAUGGCUCUACACAGUGUUCCACCAAAGCGAAAAGAAAUUUACAAAUAUGAAGCACCGUGGCCACUUUACAGUAUGAACUGGUCAGUGCGCCCUGAUAAAAGAUUUCGUCUAGCAUUAGGUAGCUUCGUUGAAGAAUAUAACAACAAAGUACAGAUUGUUUCUCUCGAUGAGGAAACUUCAGAGUUUACUGCCAAAAGUACCUUCGAUCAUCCAUAUCCAACGACCAAAAUAAUGUGGAUGCCUGAUGCCAAAUCUCUGUUUCCUGAUUUGUUGGCCACAUCUGGGGAUUACCUUCGGGUCUGGCGUGCAAUAGACGUAGAAACACGACUGGAGUGUGUACUGAAUAAUAACAAAAAUUCAGACUUCUGUGCACCCCUAACAUCAUUUGACUGGAAUGAAGUGGAUCCAAAUUUAGUUGGAACAUCAAGUAUUGACACAACCUGCACAAUAUGGGGCUUAGAAACUGGGCAGGUAGUAGGGAGAGUUAGUUUGGUUGCUGGUCACGUUAAAACGCAACUUAUUGCUCAUGACAAGGAAGUCUAUGAUAUUGCAUUCAGUCGAGCAGGCGGAGGAAGAGAUAUGUUUGCUUCGGUAGGAGCCGACGGCUCUGUGAGAAUGUUUGACCUGCGUCAUUUGGAACAUUCUACAAUUAUAUACGAAGAUCCUCAGCAUACACCACUGCUGCGCCUUGCCUGGAACAAACAAGAUCCAAAUUAUUUAGCGACUGUUGCUAUGGAUGCGUGUGAAGUCAUCAUUUUGGAUGUUCGUGUUCCUUGCACACCAGUCGCUAGGCUAAAUAAUCACAGAGCAAGCGUAAAUGGAAUAGCUUGGGCGCCACAUUCAAGUUGUCAUAUCUGCACGGCUGGUGAUGAUCACCAAGCACUAAUUUGGGACAUUCAGCAGAUGCCAAGAGCUAUAGAAGAUCCAAUUCUUGCGUACACAGCUGCAGAAGGUGAAGUUAAUCAGAUUCAAUGGGGUGCAACACAACCGGACUGGAUCGCUAUCUGUUAUAACAAGUCUGCUGAAAUCCUACGAGUCUAGUUAGUUUGGACCAACUAUGACUGAAAGCCACUAAAAUUAUCGAUGGGCACUUAUUCUCUGCCUCAUAAGCAGGUGUGUCAUAAAUUAACAAUGCUGCAAAAUUGAUUGAAUUGCAAGAAAACAAAACUUCGGAAAGACCCCAACCACUGAGCAACUGUGCAGGUAAAAAGUCAGUCUAUUCAAAAUCUUUGUCACUUCAUAUCUCUAGGAAAAGAAUUUUUUUCACAUAAGAAGACUGGCCUAAUUGUGAUAAUGCAACUAAUCGGCAACCA
This is a messenger RNA of Diprion similis, 1633 nucleotides long. RefSeq names its product DDB1- and CUL4-associated factor 7 (gene wap). Gene Ontology annotation, cellular component: nucleus. Bases 321 to 1361 code for a protein of 346 amino acids. The transcript has 4 exons. Gene Ontology annotation, molecular function: protein binding. NCBI's taxonomy places the organism in Eukaryota, Metazoa, Arthropoda, Insecta, Hymenoptera, Diprionidae. The record is from RefSeq and is a predicted model, not a curated record.